AUAUAAGCUGAGGAAAAUGGAGGCAGAGUUCGAGCGACAGAAAUAGCAGCAGAUUAUACAAAGAUUUUGAUAACAAAAAAAAGUGAUAAUUAAUAAUGUCAGGGGCACAGGGAGCGCUGCCGAAGGAGUCGAAGACUGCAACAACGUACGAGUCAGUGCCAGGUGGAGAGAACAAGACCAAGAUUGUCGUAGAUUCGAAGGAGGAUCAGGGUAUGAUUCAGAUCGAUAAGCUGCAGGACAAGGUCGAGGACGCCGCCGGAAAAGGCGGCCCCGCCUUCGGUGCCGGAAAAGAUGAAAACAAUAAGCAGGACCUCGGUGUUACUGGGACGGGCCCCGCCUAAUAAUAUAAUAUAUCUCUUAUGUAUCUUGUACAAAUCUGCAUGGAAAUGCAUGUGUUUAAAGCUGUUCCUUUGAUGUUUGAAUAAAAAUCCGCUUCUCUAUAUAUGUUUUUUUAUUUUU
Messenger RNA from Corylus avellana, 459 nucleotides. Its product is annotated as seed maturation protein. The record is from RefSeq and is a predicted model, not a curated record. Lineage: Eukaryota; Viridiplantae; Streptophyta; Magnoliopsida; Fagales; Betulaceae.